Messenger RNA from Mobula hypostoma (lesser devil ray), 2148 nucleotides. It is a transcript of the gene lyrm7, whose product is annotated as LYR motif containing 7. The record is from RefSeq and is a predicted model, not a curated record. Lineage: Eukaryota; Metazoa; Chordata; Chondrichthyes; Myliobatiformes; Myliobatidae. The transcript is spliced from 5 exons. Gene Ontology annotation, molecular function: protein folding chaperone. Gene Ontology annotation, cellular component: mitochondrial matrix. Gene Ontology annotation, biological process: mitochondrial respiratory chain complex III assembly. The coding region runs from base 66 to 383 and encodes 105 amino acids.
GGUUAAAGCGGGAGACGCCGGGCUGUGUGCGGGCUGUGAGUUGUGAGGCCCCGACUCGCUGUGCAAUGGGCUCCCGCGCUAAGGUAUUGCAGCUUUUCAAAGCUUUGCAUAGAACAAGGAAAGAGGUGUUCAGAGGUGAUGAUAAAACACUGGAAGCUGCAAGGCAGAAGAUUAAUUCUGAAUUCCGGAACCACCUUAAUGAAUCAUCUCCAGAGCAAAUAUCUGAGUUAAUUAAAUUAGGAUCAGAUGUAGAUACAGUUCUCAGGAAGACUGUAAUCCAGGGAAUUCACACCAAGCAUAAUACCAUUUUUCUAAGACCCCGGGAAGAUGUUCUGCUGGAUAACGUGCCCUACAAUGAUAAUCCUACGAAGAAAACUAAUUAGUGUAAGAAAUAUUUCAGUGAAGGUUUGGACUUCAUGUAUUCUUAUUGAAACUACUUCAUCUUGAAUUUGCUGAAAGGCUGUUGAAAUUUUUAAGGACUAAACAUAAUCAAGAUGUGGUUAUAGAGAACCUGAUUUGUUUUUCUCUGGACAAGUAUGAACUCUGCACUGGUACUCUAGAUCACUCUGUUACAUUUCGUUCACUAGUGCCCUACCAUUGAGAUUACAAGAACCACCUGGUUUGACUUUACAGUGCAAAAUAUUUGGGUAUUUCCACUGUACCUAACUAUUAAAUGAAUUAAAUUUCCUUGUUGUCAGUAGUAGUUUAGUUGUGAUUAAGAGACCAAGUGCUAACUUGUGGAAACAUUACAGAAUUAAUAACACUUACGAAAAUUGAAAUUUUUUGGAUGAGAUCAUGACCCACAGUCAAUUGAGUUCUCUUUCUUCUAUUCUGUUGGUUGUGCAUUGUGUUACUUGCUUAGUCAUUGCAAUUAGCUUAUAUUGAUUAUUCAACAAAUAUAAAGCAAGUCAAACACUUGUACUAGAAAUCUUUGGGAAUUCAGUGCAAGGUUAUCAUUUCGGCAAGAAAUCUGCCUAGUUUAUACUUGAUGGAAACAAAGCCUAAGUACUUCUGCUGGAACAGGUUUCAAAAGUUGAAGAUUUAAUACUUGAAAUAACUAUUUCACAGGCUAGUUUUGAAUUCCUUUCAAAUGUUGGAAAAAUUCUCAGAAUUUACAAUUCUAGGAAAGAUGAAAUGGCUUUGCCUGGUCUUUUUUUAUAUAAUGCUAAGAAUAGAAAUGGUAUUGAUCCUCUGUUCAUUUUCCCAAAGAAUAUGAUUAAUUUAUAUUUUUUAAAUAAUUCAGCUCUUCUGUCCCCUCUAUUUUUAUAUGCAACUAGAAACGUGCAUUUAUGUGCAUUUUUUUUAAGACCCAGCUGGUGGCAUAGUGGCAUCAGCGUUGGACUUCGGGAUGAAAGCUCCCGGGUUCGAAUCCAGCCUGCUGGCUCCCCUGCACGCUUUCCAUCCGUGCUGGGUUACGAGCUGGUGAUCUCUUUGUAAACUCACCCGGCAGAAGGCAAUGGCAAACCACUGCUGUAACUUGCCUUGUACGCAGUUCCCCACUACGUCAGAGAGGCGUGGAGGGAAAUCAUCCGCUAACCGGAGAAACUCCGGAUGAGACAUACCUUUCCUUUUUUUUUAGUUCAGUACCCCCCAGUUUAUAGAUUGGGGGAUUACCUUAUUAUCGGCUCAGACUUGACUACUUGAAAUCAUUGUACCACCUGAUUUUCUUGUUUAAUUGAAUACUUUUGCCUAUUUAUUAUUGAUCAGAAUUGGUUCUAGCCCCGGACUUGUUGCUUUUCACCAGUAAUUUUUAAAAUGUGUAGUAAUGUAAACAUUAAAUGAACAUCUUGUUCAUUUCUUUCUACUCAUGCUGCAUGUUAUACAUUUACGUUUCCCUUCAUUUAUUACACUUUCUAGAAAGCUGAAAAUGGAUCCACAUGCAUGAUUUAGUUACACUGUUUGAUACUCGUGCUGCUGUGAACCUCAUAUGUUACAAUGGAUGGAGUGUGUGAAUAAAAUUGUCUUGAUAAUGCAAGUUAUUUUUUUGUAGAUAAUUAAUUCAUUGGGCCUACAUUAAAUAAUGAACAUUUCAUGACAAUGCCAAAAGCAGGGUUUUUUUUUAUAUUUGUGUUUUAUAACUUAUUUUCCAACUUGAGGUAAUAACUGUAUUGACAUUGAGUUGAUUCAUUUUCAUAUAAAUAAAAUAUU